Messenger RNA from Acanthosepion pharaonis, 1947 nucleotides. The record is from the annotation of a GenBank genome assembly. Lineage: Eukaryota; Metazoa; Mollusca; Cephalopoda; Sepiida; Sepiidae.
AUGCUGUCAAAGCUAUCUAUCUAUCUAUCUAUCUAUCUAUCUAUCUAUAAUCCGAUGUAUGUAUCUAUCUAUAGACCGAUAUUAAACGACAAAAGUUCAGAUUAUAUUCACUUUGUGCAAUGCUUGAAUUCUCUCUCUCUCUCUCUCUCUCUCUCUCUCUCUCUCUCUCUCUCUCUGAAUACUAUUGUUUCUUUUUUCUUCUAUUUCUCUGUCUCAUUACUUGAUUAUUUCUUUAUGUUUCUCUCUCUCUCUCUCUCUCUCUCUCUCUAUCUAUCUAUCUAUCUAUCUAUCUCUGCUCUCUCUUCUCUCUCUCCCCCUCUCUCUCUCUCUCUCUCACACACACACACACACACACACACACUUUCUGCUUUCUCUUUCUUCUCAAAAAGAUACCAAUACGAUUUUAAAUUGAAUCAACUACUUACUCGAUUCUUGAAGAUCAGACAAUGUAGUCCGUAUGACGAAGGAUCAUCUCUCUCUCUCUCUCUCUCAUGCACGCACGCUCUCUCUCUCUCUCUCUCUCUCUCUCUCUCUCUCUCUCUUUAUAUCACGACCUUUCGGUCUAGGUUUUCUUUGGCUUUCCUUGGAGACAAGACGAAUCCGGUAAUAUUCAAUUUGUUUAAUUUUUCUUUUCUUUUAACUGAAUUCAUUUAUUCUCAUUCUUUCGAUGUUUUUUCUUUGUUUCUACUUUCUCACGAACCUUACAGAUACAUUCUCUCAUUUUCCAUUGAUUCUCUUACGCUUUCAUACACUCUAGCCAUUUUCCCUUUCUCAUUAUUCAUUUUCUACUUGUGUAUUCUUCUAUCUAUCUAUCUAUCUAUCUAUCUAUCUAUCUAUCUAUCUAUCUAUCUCUUUCCAUAUCUAGCGAGCUCUAUUUAUAUAAUCUCUCUCUGUUUAUUUAUCUAUUUAUCUAUCUAUUUUCUUUUCAUAGCUAUCUAUCUGCCUGUCUGUCUUCUCUUCGCUAUCUAUCUAUCUAUCUAUCUAUCUAUCUAUCUAUCUAUCUAUCUAUCUAUCCUUGUUAUUAUGUCUUUCCCUUGGAGAUAUUAUUUGAAUCCAUCAAGCUACCCAAUCCACAUGUUAAAGUCUUUCUUUCUUUCUUUCUUACUUAAAUAUUGGUUCUUUCACAUUUCUCUCUCUCACUCUCUCUGUCUCUGUCUGUCUGUCUGUCUGUCUCUUUCUCUCUUGUUAAACAAUAUUUACUUAUGUGGUUCUUUCUUUUCUCUUUCUUUCUUACUAUUUGCAUCCAUUUCUUUCACUUUUCUUUCUCUCACUGUUUCUUUUUUUCUUAUUUUUUUCUUUCAUAUUCGUUCUUUCAUAUUUCUCGCUCUCAUUAACAUUAUUUAUUUGGUUCUUUUUCUGCCCCUCUCUCUCUCUCUCUCUCUUUCUCUCUCUCUCUCUCUCUCUCUCUCUCUCUCUCUCUCUCUCUCUCUCUUUCUCUCUCUCUCUCUUUCUCUAAGUCUUAAUUCUAUGUUUUUCUUUCUUUCUUAUAUUAAUCUUUUUCCGUCUUCUUUUCUUUCCUUUUUCCUUUUUCUCUCUCUCUCAUUCUCUCUCUCUGUCUAUCUGUCUCUCUCACACUCUCUCAGUUCUUUAGAUUGUUCUCUGUGUGAAUUUACUCACAUUUUCUCUCUUCCAAGAAGCAAACUGCAAAUUUACAGCAGCCCUUUUUUAUUCCAACCACUCAUCUCUUAUUCCGACUAUUUCACUCUUAUUCUGACCACCCUUCUAUUCUUCCAACCACCCCUCUUAUUCCAACCACCUUGCUCUUAUUUCAACCAUCCUUCUCUUAUUCCAACCACCCUUCUCUUAUUCCGACUACCGUUCUCUUAUUUUAACCACCCUUCUCUUCUUCUAACCACCCUUUUCUUCCAACCACCCCUUUUAUUCCAACCACCCCUCUCUUAUUCCGACUACCGUUCUCUUACUUUAACCACCCUUCUCUUCUUCUAA